AACUUCAUUUUCACUUUACAUUCAUUUGUCAUCCAAUGAAGUUUGACUUAAAAGAAAUGGAAUCAAAACCACUAAGAGUUAAAAAAAAAUCUAAUAAUAACAUAACCUUAAAAGCAAAUACAAUACAUACGUAACUAAACAUAGCAGAGUUGAUUCAUAAACGACGGUAGCCCCAAAAUAUGCCGCCUAAACAAGCUAAGAAAACUCUUUGGGUUGAAUGUGAGAAAUGUGGAUGCAGCGUAACGUCAAACGACAAGAAUGUUCACACGGAAUUGAAUUGUGCAAAAGAUCAAGUGAAAUGCCCAUUUAUUUAUAACGGAGAGCUAAAUACAUGGCUCGAAAGGACCGGAUCCCCCGCUGAUGGAAUUCCUAGAGACGCUGUUAUGGUACAUCCUUCGGCUGGUUCGCUUAUAAAUGCAGUUAUUGGAGGAGCAUUACAACUAACCCGCGAGGGUGCACCAGCGAUGUUGAAGCGUAUGUGGCCCUCCAAAACGUCUUCCCCAGCUGCUGUCAUACUUCCUGCCGCUGACAUUCCUGCGUCAUGGAAAAAUGAAAAUAAGAAAAUUACAGUAGCAGUUCUACAAGAAAAUGUAAGUGAAGCCACUGAAGUUAUAAUAAAAAUAAAAAAUAACAAAAUCAAAACAGACAUCUGUGACAUAUUGAAACAUCAUUUCUAUAAAAAUUAUGUAGCAGUCGGUACUAUACUAGUGUAUUAUUAUUUUGGUAAAAGAUUGGAGAUAGAAGUGAUCACUGUGAAGUCCAAAGAUGAAAGUGAUAACUCUAGUAAAGACUGGUUUGUUCUCAGUAAUGAAACAAUUUGGAGUAUGAGUAAAGAAUCUGAACCAAAAACACAAAAGAAACCAAUUUCAUUAGGUGGAGUUGAUGAUAUUGUGGAAGAAAUCCAGACAUACAUUAAAAUAUCCUUUAAUGAGGCUGGUUUAAAAGCUAGUUUCCAACCAACUAGAGGAUUACUUAUUUAUGGACAUUCAGGGAUUGGGAAAACUGCCAUCUGUAAAUACCUAAUUGAGAAUUUCAAAUGUUUCCAUGUAGAAAUAAAUGGACCAGCAAUAUUUAGCAAAUAUUUUGGAGAAACAGAAAACACAAUGAAAAGUUUAUUUGACAAGGCCGUUAAUAAUCAACCAAGCAUUAUAUUAGUUGAUGAAAUUGAAACUAUAUGUCCCAGGCGCUCAUCUGGGAGUACUGAACAAGAGAGACGCAUUACUUCAGCCUUUGUAUCAUUUUUAGACAGUUUACAUGAUGAAAAUUGCAAGGUCUUUGUACUAGCUACAACCAGAAAGCCUGAAGCCAUAGAUCCUAUGUUAAGGAGGUUUGGAAGAUUAGACAAAGAAAUAGAAAUACCGGUUCCAGACAGAGUGCGGAGGAAAGAUAUCUUGUAUAGCUUACUGAAAAAUUUACCAAAUCAGAUGUCUUCGCAAGAUAUUGAGACAAUAUCGGAUAUUGCUCAUGGAUAUGUAGCUGCUGAUAUAGUGAAUCUGUGUACACAAGCUGCCAUGAAAUGCAUAAAGCGUUCAGCCAAAAACAUUGAGAAGGAGGACUUGAUUGCAGCAGUGACAAUAGUCAGACCAAGCGCUAUGAGGGAGCUUUUAAUAGAAGUACCUAAUAUUAGAUGGGCAGAUAUUGGUGGUAUGGCAGAUCUGAAGUUAAAAUUACGACAGGCUGUCGAAUGGCCAUUGAAGCACGCUGAAAGCUUCAAGAGGCUGGGAGUGAAGCCUCCAGGCGGAGUAUUGAUGUAUGGACCUCCAGGUUGCUCUAAAACUAUGAUAGCUAAAGCUUUAGCAACAGAAAGUGGCCUUAAUUUUUUGUCUAUUAAAGGUCCUGAACUGUUUUCGAAAUGGGUGGGAGAAUCUGAGCGGGCUGUCCGAGAAUUGUUCACUAAAGCACGCCAAGUGGCACCGUCUGUGAUAUUUUUUGAUGAGAUGGAUGCUAUAGGCGGUGAAAGGGGUGCAGGGGAGGCCGGUGUGCAUGAACGAGUGCUGGCACAACUCCUCACUGAGUUAGAUGGUGUUGUACCUCUAAAUUCUGUGACUAUUUUAGCUGCUACCAACAGACCGGACAGGAUGGAUAGAGCACUACUUCGACCUGGAAGACUAGAUCGAUUGAUCUACGUGCCUUUACCGGACAUAGAGACAAGACUACAGAUCUUGGAACUGAAGCUUCAAACAAUGAGUAUUGGUGACGAUGUUAACCCUCAUGCUUUAGCGUCAAGAACCGAGGGAUUUUCUGGAGCCGAGUUGAAUGCAUUAUGUCAGGAAGCUGCUUUGAGGGCUCUAGAAAAAGAUCUCGACUGUGCAGAAGUUACUAUGACUUAUUUCGAGGAUGUUUUAAGAAACUUUAAACCCAGAACACCUCAUACACUACUGAAAGUCUAUGAAGAAUUCUGUCUUGGGUAGAAAUCUGUGUGAAACGAAAUGAAAGUGCC
Molecule: messenger RNA, 2440 nt
Organism: Bombyx mandarina (wild silkworm)
Lineage: Eukaryota; Metazoa; Arthropoda; Insecta; Lepidoptera; Bombycidae
Product: ATPase family gene 2 protein homolog A
Cellular component (GO): cytoplasm
Molecular function (GO): ATP binding; ATP hydrolysis activity
Source: RefSeq, a predicted model, not a curated record